CGGCUAUUGUCGGCAGUCUGGGGUAACCCGCAUCGUUGAUACUCCGCAGCACUUCUUUCUUUUUAUUAGACAAGUCUAGCCGCUAUGCAGACUUCUUUUCUCAUCUAUCGGUUCUCCUCAUUCCCUUUUGGUUUUGGCCAAUUCAAAAGGCCCUCGAGAUGAGCUUCCUCCGCUGCGCUGGAAGCAUGCCGUGUGCUCUAAGAUACCCCAUAUUCCAAGGUAUCCUACCACUUAGAACUCAAGCAAGACAUUCUGUUCCCCGCCGGAGUUUCCAUGGCGCUUCAGCCCUCUGGGCAAUCAAGUCACAGGUAUUAAAGGACGUUGGAGAAGGCAUCACGGAGGUCCAGAUUAUACAGUGGUACGUCGAAGAAGGUGCUCGCAUUGAGGAAUGGAAGCCACUCUGUCAGUAUCAAUCGGAUAAGGCCGUAGAUGAUGUCAGUGGAAUUCUAUUCUGUCGUGUACAUUUCAUUUCGUUAUUGCUCAUUCUCAACAAGAUAACUUCAAGGUACGAAGGCGUCAUCAAAAAGCUUCACUUUCAAGCUGAUGACACCGUUCCAACAGGAAGGGCCCUUUGCGAUAUAGAGGUCGAGGACGGAAAAUAUCCGGAUGAUGGUGUGCCUACGGCCAAGGAUGAAACGGUCCAAGUUCCAGCAGAUGCGGAAACAACGAAAGCCCAUGAAGCCACCGAGCGUUUGGUUUCAGAUACUGAAGUUUCUAACGAUGCUCCCAAGUCGAGAUACGCAUCUCUCGCCACACCUGCAGUCCGUGGAUUGCUAAAGAGUUAUAAUCUUAAUAUACUCGAUAUUGAUGGAACAGGCAAGGAUGGACGAGUUCUCAAAGAAGACGUCCUCAGAUUUGUCGCAGAAAAAGAGUCAGCGGCUCAAGAAAUACCAACACGGCCGUCGGCCACGCUGGACACCCGGCAAUCGGAGACGACGGUUAACCUGACUCCAGUUCAGUCACAGAUGUUUAAGACUAUGACCCGUUCACUGACUAUUCCUCAUUUCCUUUAUACCGAUGAAGUUAAGCUCAACACACUCUCUGCUAUAAGAGAGAGACUCGCAAAUGAUGCCAACGAUCCUAAAAAGGUCAGACUCCUGCCUUUUGUCAUCAAGGCAGUUUCUUUGGCUCUAAAUGAAUAUCCACUUCUAAACGCUAAGGUUGAUAUGACCAACCCCGAAGCCCCCAAACUCAUAAUGCGAGCCAAGCAUAAUAUUGGGAUCGCCAUGGAUACCCCCCGGGGGCUGAUCGUCCCGAACAUCAAAGAUGUUGCAAAUCGUUCGAUUAUGGACAUUGUAUCCGAGAUAUCACGCUUGAGUGGCCUUGGAAAAGUCGGGAAACUCACAGCAGCCGAUCUCAAUGGCGGGACCAUUACCAUUUCCAAUAUCGGCAAUAUUGGUGGCACCUAUGUUGCUCCAGUUAUCGUAUCGAAUGAAGUGGCAAUUUUGGGAAUUGGAAGGUCAAAAGUAGUACCUGUCUUCGGUGCUGCUGGGGAGAUCACAAAAGGCGAGCUGGUGAACUUCAGUUGGAGUGCAGAUCACAGGGUUGUGGAUGGGGCAACGAUGGCUAGAAUGGCCAACAGGGUUCGGGAGUUUAUCGAGUCUCCAGAGCUUAUGCUUUUGAAUUUGAGAUGAUAUUGGAUUACCCAUAACUGCACUGUCCUUUACCAUCUGUAGCUUCCCCAGUUCUGUCAAGCAUUUAUUCAAAAGAUGACAUGGAGUCAGGAGAGUGUUUUCUGCCCAGGCUUGGGGAAUAUUAACCCAGAAUACUAGACGGGCGGCUGUAGCUUUGGCUUUGUGAGCAGAAUAGGCAAAUUAAAAUAAUUAGAAAGCCAUGUAAUUCUCACCAAGAUAGCCUCUGCUGCAUUGCGGUGCAGCAUUAAGCGCUGC
Molecule: messenger RNA, 1889 nt
Organism: Monascus purpureus
Lineage: Eukaryota; Fungi; Ascomycota; Eurotiomycetes; Eurotiales; Aspergillaceae
Source: the annotation of a GenBank genome assembly